CAAUAAUUGAAAAGUAACAGGUGUGUGAAGGAGUUAAUUGGACGUUGACUGUACUGUGUUUUGUCGGGAUGCCGGUUUUGCAUGUCUUUUCAUGAGUGGCCGGGCCGAGGACUGAGGCGAUCUUCCGAUCCUUUUCAUCGUCCUACGACAAUCCGCCCUUCUUCAAAAGCCGGCCGAGGAUGGACUUGAACAUCGACAAGAAAAUGAAUUACAGGGAGUUGCAGGCGAUCGCCAAGAAGCUGCAGCUACCCGGCAACUUGAAGCACCAUUUGCUUCUCGAGAUAAUUCAAGCUCGAAAAGAAGGGAAUGAAGACCUUGUUGCGAAGAUCCUUUCGGAGCAGAAACUUGAACGGGCAAAACGGAGGUCUGAGAAACUCGAAGGGAAAGAUGCCGGUUACAAGCACUUGAACAUAUUUCAAGAAAAGAAAAACAGCUUGGGCCGCAUGAAAAGGUCCUACCAUAAAAUGGAUUCUCAAGAGCAGAUCAACAAAAUGAAAAACCACUCCGUUCAAGACAGUUAUUUGCGUUCGCUUCUGGCAUUACCGCAUAAAUCUUUAAGAGAGCUCAUGAUAAAAACACAGCAAGAAAGCGUCCUCAGAAGUCAACAGAUGCGUGACACUGGUUUCUCUAGAGAUAAUUACCAACAAUUGGGUGCAAAUUCUAGCCAUUGUUCCACAAAUCAGCUAAUCGGCACUGAACCAUUUAACAAUCCAAUUGUGAUCAAUGAGUUUUCACCAAAAUCAAGGUAUGAGAAUAAGGCAAGCGUUUCUGAUGGAAAUAUGAGGAAUGAAAUUAUUGGGUACAAACAAUCAGAAUUCCCCAGAAUCCAAGAUACGCGGCCUUUUCAGACUAGGCCAGAACUUAAUGAGCAUAUUGCACCUGGAUAUCAAUUUAGAGCCACUCCCAACCACAACAUGGGCCAAAACAAUAUGCUGCCCAAACUGAACAUAUUCCCCCAAGUCGGACAGUCGGAAUAUUCUUAUGUGCCUCCAUCAAAUCAGAUUGACUAUCUGCCGAUGCAGCACUGUCAGGAUGGCUCUUUUAUGAACUGUGAUUAUUGGAAGCGAAUUCCUGAAAGGGGGAACUUUCAGACGGCGCCGACCCCAAACACAAACUAUCUAAUCGAGCAGCCGAUUGUAUGUUCGCCCAAUUCUGACACGUUAAGCGCAACGGAGACAGAAUUGGAACAAAUGGUGUGCUAUAACCAAAAUGAAGUUCAGCCUGAUUUCAGAAAUUGUACACAACUUUAUUACCCUCCGGUGUAUAACUAUGUAGUAAAUGGCAAUCAGCAAGGGAACAAUCUUCAGACACAAGACAAUCAAAUCGUUUUUGAGAGCGAAGUACAAGACUACUCAUUUGCUUUACAGCCGAUACAGCAAACUACAGACCCUCUCUAUUCACCCGCAGUCGAAGGGCCAUCGGACAACAAGGAUGUCAUUAUAGAGCAAUUGUAUGAGGGACUGGUUUCAGAGGAAAAGGAACUGGAGUUGGCACAAGAAAUUGAAAUAACGACCGACAAGAAUGAUAAUAAGACAACUGAAGAAUUGAUUUUUAUUAAUUGUUUUAAAUAGAUUUUAAUUUAAUUUUCAAUUAUUGUGAACCUAAUUAUAACAUGUUAGGUUAGAGUAGGAUAUAAUUUAAUUUUGUUUGUUUUUAUUAUUUUUGGAUAUAGUUUUAUUUAUCGGCGACAGCAAUUUCAAAAAGUGCCUUUUAUUUAUUUUUAUCUAGUUUUAGUACAUUAAUCUUGUUAUGGAUCUCCAUAAAAAUAAAUUAGAUGUAACCAUCUAUAAUAUGUUUUAAUGGAAGUUCUAAACUAGUCUUGUCUGUAAUGAUAAUAGUGAAGCACUGUUAUCAAAAGUUUAAAAACUAUGUAUGAUUUCGUUACUUUCAUUGCACAAGAUUAUUGUUUAUUAAAUAUAUUUUUGUUUUCAA
This is a messenger RNA of Cimex lectularius (bed bug), 1932 nucleotides long. RefSeq lists its product as uncharacterized. The coding region runs from base 180 to 1571 and encodes 463 amino acids. NCBI's taxonomy places the organism in Eukaryota, Metazoa, Arthropoda, Insecta, Hemiptera, Cimicidae. The record is from RefSeq and is a predicted model, not a curated record. The transcript is spliced from 9 exons.